AGUUGGGUAUUGUGGGCUGCCUGUCUCCUAUCUAAACUGGCAUCUUUAAGAUUUGAUUCCAACAGAUCAAAACUUGGGACCCACAUGCUCACAAAUUCUGGAGAGCUUUGAAAUUCAAACUAAAUUUUCCCAAAGGGUCUCAUCUUUAUAGUGUAUCACACCACAGUGCUGACAUAAAUGCUUCUUGAGCAUUGGUGUUUGAAUUCCAGACCUGAAUUGUAUCAAGUGACUCUAGAACGUAUGUAGUUUUCCCUGAUUAUACUCCCAAGCGUAGCUUGUGCCGUGGAUUCACUUUUGUUCAUUUCAGAAAAUCUUUUUCCUUUAAGAAGUAGAGGCCCCUGGAUUAUAGGAUCCUCUGUAAAAGUGAUUAUGAUGCUGACUUGUUCUUCCUGUCUCUUUCCCCUAGCUUAUCUAAAUUGGAUUGUUCACUCUAGCCAUGACAUUGAAUGGGUCAGUUCACGCACAGGGUUCCAAAAAGUUUGGGUCCUUUGGUCAGCAAAGUGAAAGAAUAUCAGGUGGAAACUAUUGUGGAUACACUGUGCACAAACAUGCUGUCGGAUAAGGAACAGCUCCGGGAUAUCUCCAGCAUUGGACUGAAAACUGUCAUCUCAGAGUUGCCUCCAGCAUCUACAGGUUCCACCAUGACGGCAAAUGUGUGCAAAAAGAUCACAGCCCAGCUGACUGGAGCCAUUGGCAAGCAGGAGGAUGUAUCUGUUCAAUUAGAGGCUCUUGACAUCCUGUCAGAUAUGUUGAGCAGGUUAGGGGCAACCCUUUACUCUUUUCAUUCCUCCAUCCUGAACUGCCUCCUUCCUCAGCUCACAAGCCCCAGGUUGGCUGUGCGAAAAAGGGCUAUCAUUGCUUUGGGCCACCUGGUCUUGACUUGCAAUGGAAACAUCUUCUCAGAACUCAUGGAGCACCUGUUAGCUGAGCUGAAGAGGAAUGAGUCUACUUCUACCACGAGAACAUAUAUCCAGUGUAUUGCUGGAAUCAGCAGGCAGGCUGGACACCGCAUAGGAGAACAUCUGGAGAAGAUAAUCCCGUUGAUUGUUCAGUAUUGUAAUGUGGAGGAUGAUGAACUGAGGGAGUACUGCUUUCAGGCCUUUGAGUCUUUUGUAAGAAGGUGUCCAAAGGAAAUUGGUCCUCACAUCCCUAGCGUGAUGGGAUUGUGCCUGAAAUAUAUCACUUAUGACCCAAAUUAUAACUAUGAUAAUGAGGAAGAGGAGGAGGAAGAAGAAAUGAUGGAGACUGGGAAUGGGGAGGAUGAAGAACAAGAGAGCGAUGAUGAGUACAGCGAUGAUGAUGACAUCAGCUGGAAAGUCCGCAGGUCUGCAGCAAAAUGCCUGGAAGCCAUUGUCAGCACCAGACAUGAUCUCCUUCAGGAUUUCUAUAAAAAUCUCUCCCCAGUUUUGAUAAGCAGAUUCAAGGAACGAGAGGAGAAUGUCAAAGCCGACAUCUUCUGUGCUUAUAUUUCCUUGCUAAAGCAAACACUUCCUAUACAGAGCUGGCUCCAUGCAUCCGACUCGGCAGGCAAGGAAGAUAUACCCCUCACUAUGCUUCAGAACCAGGUUCCUAACAUCAUCAAGGCCUUGCACAAGCAGCUCAAGGAGAAAAGCAUUAAAUCGAGGCAAGGGUGCUUCAGCCUCCUGACAGAGCUGGCCAACGUUCUCCCCGGCUGCCUGGCAGAUCACAUCCCUGCGUUGGUGCCUGGUAUUGUCUUCUCUUUGGCUGAUAAGUCUAGCUCCUCCAACAUGAGGAUUGAUACACUGUCUUUCCUUCACGUUCUUCUUUGCAACCACCAGCCAGAAGUAUUUCAUCUUCAUAUUAAGACAUUGGUUCCUCCAGUUGUGACUUGUAUUGGAGACCCCUUUUAUAAGAUCACUUCAGAAGCUUUGCUGGUUACUCAGCAGCUUGUGAAAGUCAUCCGGCCUUUGGACAAGCCUGGUGCAUUUGAUGUUAAGCCGUAUGUGAAAGACCUUUUCUCUGGGACUCUAAAGAGACUGAAAGCUGCAGAUAUAGAUCAAGAGGUGAAAGAACGUGCUAUUUCUUGCAUGGGGCAGAUUAUUUGCAAUCUUGGCGACCAUCUCAGUAGUGAUCUCCAGUCAACCUUGAAGAUAUUUCUAGACAGGCUUAAAAAUGAAAUAACCAGACUGACAACAGUCAAAGCGGUAACCUUAAUUGCUAGUUCUCCACUUAAAAUAGACUUAAGACCCAUUUUAGGGGAAGGCUUCCCCAUUCUAGCUUCCUUCUUGCGAAAGAAUCAACGUGCCUUGAAACUGAGUACCUUGGCUGCUCUGGACAUCUUGAUUAAGAACUACAGUGACAGCCUCAAGCCAGCCAUGAUAGAGUCUGUUCUCACAGAGCUUCCUGCUUUAAUUAGUGAAAAUGAUAUGCAUGUUUCCCAAGUUGCUAUUGUGUUUCUUACCACAUUAGCUAAGGUUUAUCCAUCAUCCUUAUCCAAGAUAAGUGGCUCGGUUCUUUCUGAAAUUUUCCAGCUCGUCCACUCCCCUUUGCUACAAGGCGGUGCAUUGAAUGCCAUAAUAGACUUCUUCCAAGCUCUGGUUAUAACAAAGACAGCCAGCAUGGGCUAUACAGAACUGAUGAAGCAGCUGAUUGGUCCUAUAUACUCACUGAGUUCUGCUGGGGCAUCUGUAACUUUACAUAAACAGGCUUAUUACUCUGUAGCAAAGUGUGUGGCUGCCCUUUCAACAGCCUGCCCAAAAGAAGCCGCUGGGGUAGUGAACCAAUUUAUUCAGGAUGUGAAGAGUCCCAAGUCCAGCUCAGCUGUUAAAAUGCUGGCCUUCCUGUCCCUGGCAGAGAUGGGGCGCACCAUGAACCUCAGUGCUCAGAAGGAGCUCAAAAUGGUCAUUCUGGAAGCUUUUGCUUCUCCCAGCGAAGAGGUGAAAUCAGCAGCUUCCUAUGCUCUUGGGAACAUCAGCGUUGGAAACCUUAAGGAAUAUCUUCCCUUCAUGCUGAAGGAGAUUGGAAGCCAGCCCAGGAGACAAUACUUGCUACUGCAUUCUCUAAAGGAAGUCAUCAGUUCUUCCCCAGCGGAUGGCCUGAAACCUUAUGUGGAGGAUAUUUGGGCUCUGCUUUUCAAACACUGUGAGUGUGCGGAGGAAGGGACACGCAAUGUGGUCUCGGAGUGCUUGGGGAAAUUGACUUUGGUGAAUCCGUCUCAGCUGCUGCCCAGGCUGAAAAAACAGCUGUCAUCAGGUUCCCCGCAUGCACGAAGCACUGUCGUAACUGCAAUCAAAUUCACAAUUUCAGAUCAGCCUCAACCUAUAGACAGACUUCUAAAAGGUUGCAUAGGAGACUUCUUAAAGACACUUCAGGAUCCUGACUUGAAUGUCCGGCGUGUUGCUUUAGCCAUGUUUAAUUCUGCUGCUCACAACAAGCCUUCGUUAAUCAGAGACCUGCUGAACACUGUCCUACCCCACUUAUACAAUGAAACUAAAAUCAGAAGGGAACUUAUACGGGAGGUAGAAAUGGGGCCAUUCAAACACACCGUGGAUGAUGGCCUGGAUGUGAGGAAAGCUGCUUUUGAAUGUAUGUACACACUGUUGGAAAGCUGCCUUGACCGACUGGAUAUCUAUGAGUACUUAAACCACGUGGAGGAUGGACUGAAGGAUCACUAUGACAUUAGGAUGCUGACUUUCAUUAUGCUGGCUCGACUCUCCACCCUUUGUCCUAACGCAGUUCUGCAGAGGCUGGAGCGGCUGAUUGAGCCACUGCGAGCAACCUGCUCUACUAAGGUAAAAGCCGGUUCUGUGAAACAGGAGUUUGAAAAGCAGGAUGAGCUGAAACGUUCAGCAAUGAGAGCAGUUGCUGCUUUGCUAACCAUCCCUGAAGUGGAGAAAAGUCCAGUGAUGGCUGAAUUUUCUUCUCAAAUCAGAGCCAAUCCUGAAAUGGCUUCGCUCUUCGAGAGUAUUCAGAAGGAUUCUGCUUCGUUGUCCACCACAGAAUCCAUGGAGAUGAGUUAAAGUUCACCCUGUCUUUCCAUCUCCCCAUCCCCAUCACCCUCCUGUCCCCAUAAUGCAUUGCGGAAAUGGAUUUCUUGUAGGCAGGCUAAGAAAGAAUGUCUUGGAGCUGGGCUCAACUGCAGGAGCCAUAUAAACCAAACACAAAUUGGCUGCGUAGUUCCAGCUGCCCAAAUGCAGGCGUCUGCUUCCUCUUGCUGAAUUCUAAUCUUGCAGAUGUGGCUAAGGUAAAAAGCCGUUGCUAGGAGGGAGUGAAAUACAGUGCAUUAAAUUCUUCAGCAAGUUGUUAGAUGGGAGGAAUGAGACCAUUUAAAUUUGUUUUAGUAUGGUGCUGCAAAAUGGAACCCUCCUCCCAGAAUGAUUCCCCACCACAGCGCCUUGUUUGGAAUAGUAGCAUGAGGGGGAAAAAGCUUCAAGGUGACUUAGUUCUCAUUUUUACCAUUGCACAUGCACUUUGCACCCCAAUUGCCCUGUCAACAGAAGGAAUUUCUUUAUCUUUUCACUAGACAACAGUGGCCAAGAAGCUUAGUCUUGUGACAGAACUGGCCACCAGUUAAGUUUCACUGUCUCCUGGUGUCAAAAUUGCUAGGUCUAAAAAGAGUCUUCACCCUAAGGUGUUAGCUAAAUGAAUUGUCUGCUAUAAGCUGCACACGCUAUUUAUUACUUACAAUUUCUUGACUUUCCCUGUAGGUCAAUGCAUAAAGCAAGAGAACUGAUCCUUAGUUACCUUUGUGGAGGCAGGUGGAUAACAAGGCUUUUCCCCCCUUGAUUUCACUAUCAAGGAGUUUGGCUGCACAAAGUGUCUCUGAAAUCAACUGUCUUCCAAAAUGGAAUGUCACCUGCUAAUUACAUUUUAACCUUCCAGAGUCGUCUUUAUCUUUAAUCUGUAUGUGCAACAGCCUCUUUCCCUUGUUUAAAUUGCCAGCAGUGUUCUUCUGGGUGACCAUUGGAUACCAAAGCACUGAUGUAUUCCAAAUUUGUCAUCUUAGAAGUAAAAUACAGCAUGUUGCUGUCAGACACCUGCAUUCAGUACUCUCCUAUUUUUGCUAGAUAUUUUGUAUUGGGCCACUAAAUGAGAACUUGCAGGAACGUAAGUGCUUUUCAGAAGACUAGAACCUUUGCACAUCACUUAACGUUAUUUUAAUGGUUUUGCUCAAAUCCUACCCUGCCCUAAGAAGUGAUGGAUGCAGGGAAAGUUCUUUAACAAUAAGCGAUGGAUAGAGUAAUAGUAAACUACAGAAUGAAGCCACCAUGACACCUCUUGUAGCCAUGGAUUUGUACUAAGCUUUCAGUUCAGGGCUUUUCUCCUUGUUUUUGAUAAGAGUGGUUGGUGUGAAACAUUUGAGCUGGUCUAUUUAUAGUGUGGAGUGUGAGAAUUUCCAUGCUGUAUGAGUGGCAUCCAAAGAAAAUAAAGAGAGAUGAUGAAGCUGUUA
Molecule: messenger RNA, 5410 nt
Organism: Gavialis gangeticus (Gharial)
Lineage: Eukaryota; Metazoa; Chordata; Crocodylia; Gavialidae
Product: cullin-associated NEDD8-dissociated protein 1-like
Exons: 14
Coding region: 447-3980 (1177 amino acids)
Biological process (GO): SCF complex assembly; protein ubiquitination
Cellular component (GO): nucleus
Source: RefSeq, a predicted model, not a curated record